Messenger RNA from Ceraceosorus guamensis, 2856 nucleotides. RefSeq lists its product as hypothetical. Gene Ontology annotation, biological process: response to xenobiotic stimulus; regulation of DNA-templated transcription. Bases 1 to 2856 code for a protein of 951 amino acids. Gene Ontology annotation, molecular function: DNA-binding transcription factor activity, RNA polymerase II-specific; zinc ion binding. The transcript is spliced from 12 exons. NCBI's taxonomy places the organism in Eukaryota, Fungi, Basidiomycota, Exobasidiomycetes, Ceraceosorales, Ceraceosoraceae. The record is from RefSeq and is a predicted model, not a curated record.
AUGCAUCCCAUUGCUGGGCCUUCCUCUUUGGCGAUGCAACCCGGGGGUGAUCCGACCGCCGCCGAUGCGGCGAAUGACGCAGAGGAGCAAGGACCCAAGCGUCGACGGAUCUGGGCUGCCUGCGAGCUCUGCCGAACAAGAAAAGCUCGCUGCAAUGGCGAGCAUCCUUGCAGCGCUUGCAUCAACAAAGCUCGCUCUGCUAUGCCUCGAACUCCGGGGCGAGCGGCUCAUUCCGCAGCUAUCGAAGCCCAUGCUCUUAACCUGUGCGUCUUUGAUUGGGAUCGUGCUCCGCGGGGACCCAAGGCGAAGCCUCAGGCAGCGACUGGGGCAAACUCUUCGACCUCAGGCGUGCCAGCUUCGAAUGCUGCCCAGACGAAAGCCAAGAAGGCGCCGCUGCCAGCGAGAGGGGCGCCGCGGAGCGACAGGAGUGCCGGGUCUGCAUACAUGGCUGCGAGAGCAACUGGAUCCGGAGCGAGGAGAGACAGUAAUUCAGCGGAUGGCAGUAGUCCGAGCACGGUACUCGGUCCUUCGCCCAGCUCUUCAGCAAAUGGGCACUUUGCUGCGGUGCCGUCGGCAGCCUCCUCUCCCGGCGGAACUACUUCCUCCGCCGCCUUUUUUCAUCAGAAUCGAUCUUCUGCCGCAUUUGCAGCCAUGCACCUCGGUCCUGGGGCGCAUGAGCCCCCUCAAUUUCCUCUGCAAGCUCCGCGAGCAAAUAUGGCGCCGUAUCCAUACUGGCAAGACCAGCCGAAUCCAAAUCCGAACGAUAUCAUCAAUCGUGCAGCGGGUACAAGUCACGAACUAGUAUACUCGCACCACGGCCCCAUAUCUGUCGACUUGACCCAUGCGCCCUCUACGAGCAGCGCGCAAAGUGGAAGCAGCCGGUUGAAAUCGCCAAUUUCGCCACUGCAAACCAGUGCGGGUCUAUGGGCCGCCAAUAGCCCUUACACGCAGCUCUACGCCCCACCGCCCUCGACGGAUCCGACUUCGCCGCCACCCUCUUCGUGGUCGGGUGUGGAUCCUGCAUCCGCCCGGUCAGCUGGAGCGACAAGUCCGCAAUUGAACCCUCAGCAGCCGCAGCCGCCGCCCUCGAUGCUGGAUCGUAGACGUAGCUUCAUCUCGUCGCUUCUGAAUCAACUGCAACAAUACUACUCCCGAGACGACAGGCUCUACAUCGCACUAGCGGUCGCGCAAUUUGCAGAUUUGGACGCGUCCACGAAGCUCUUUCCGGCCAGGAUCCUGUGGGGUGUUGACCCGAUGACGGGCGAGCAGCCUCCACCAAUUCCAAAUCACCUACAAAUCGCGCUGCUUUCCUUGCUAGCUCAUAGAGCUUUGCUCCUUCCUGGCGAGCGUAGCGAACGUGACCUUGAAGCUGUCGAGGCGGGCGUUCGAGAUGAACUGCUCCGAUGCAAGUUGACCAAUGAGCAAUUGAGGGAAGGGCUGCUUGGGUUUGCUCGACGUAGCUGGAAUAUUGCGCACGACUUGCUCCUACAGCUCAUCGCUGAAGGUGCCGUAGACCCCCUCUUGCUAUUAACAGGAUACGCUCUUGACAUGUCAGCAUCUGAAGAUGGUAUUUCGUCACAUUCCAUGCUGGAAAUGAAGGCUUGGCUGUUCUACGUGCUUCGCGCCUGGCGCCUCGACGUUCUCGAUUUGCCUGCUCACAUAUCGCCUGAGGAGGACAGUACAUCUCUGAGCGAGGAACAAUCCGAGAAAGAAUUGGCGCAAUUCACGGAAGGCACGCCAAGGCCUCGCAAGUGCGACGCUCGAUUUUACGUUCAGUAUCCUCCGGAUCGCGAUGCUCUGCGACGCGUGACACUAAUCAUCUGCUCGAGCUACGUCUGGACCCGCACCUCGGAUGAUUUCGAAGCCACGCCGUUUUCGCUUUCUUCUCUGAAGAUCAGCCUCGUGGGGUCUGACAAUCUUAUACAUCGCGGCGCAGCAUGGACUCCGACCAGGAGGGACGGCGCAAUGACAGACACAUCAGUCUUUGCAGUUCAGCACGUUGCUUUUCUGCUAUUUGGGAGGAUCAUCCGCAUGCUCAAUACGCCCCUUGAGGUGCUUCUCGCGGAGAACGGCCCUGAGCCAGAUCUCCAGAAGGCGGUCGACGAAAUCGAGGAGACAUUGCAGUGGGCCAAGGCAUGUCUACCAAUGCCAAAGCUUGAUGGCUCAGAGAUGCCUUUGGCAGUCUCGGGGUUCCUGCACCUGCGCGUCAUAGAUCUGCUUGCUUACAGACUUUUCGCAGCUAUUGUGCUGUUCCAAAAUUUCGUUGCCGACGAGCCAGAGGUUGCGUCCAGCUCUUUGCGCUUGCAAAUCAUUAUGGAGCCGACUCCAGAUCUGAGCAGCCAGUACGAAACCCUGCGCACAGGUCAUUUGAAGAACAAUUAUAGCCUGGAGCAGGCUAUGGAUGCGCCGCUCAGUGCUUCGGUACGCCCUGAGAGACCUCCACCCCGCCCUAUGCUGCACAUUUCGAAGGACCCAUCUGCGGCGGCCAUGGCACCAUUGUUUGAGGUCGACAAGGUUGUUUCAAAGACACUCACCAUGCUGGAGAACCAAGCAGAACCGGUGGCGGAAGAGGUCGAGAUCGAUGUGUCUCAAGAGGCAUGGGCCAAACAUUUCGAAAAUCAUGGUCCUGCACCUUACUGGGCUGAGCCGGUCACACACGCCAAGAUUCCGCCAAAAGCGACGCAGGAAGUGGUCGAUGCUCUUUGGCAAAUCGGGGACCGCAUCAUCCGCCUCUUGCACUUACUUGGCAAGUCUGGAAGCAUGCACUCCCGGACCACCGCUGAGAAGGCUCAACGAUAUCGAGCCGAGCGCAUCGCUUGGGUCCAUGCACAGAAGGCUGCACAGCUUCACGGCUGA